Molecule: messenger RNA, 1795 nt
Organism: Manis pentadactyla (Chinese pangolin)
Lineage: Eukaryota; Metazoa; Chordata; Mammalia; Pholidota; Manidae
Gene: FBXO15
Product: F-box protein 15
Exons: 9
Coding region: 399-1625 (408 amino acids)
Molecular function (GO): protein binding
Source: RefSeq, a predicted model, not a curated record
AAACUGUUAUGUUCUCGACAUCCUGUAGAGAGGACUGUAAACUGGGAAAAUCUCGGUAUUUCCCUUUCUAUUGCAAAUGUAAUCUUUGCGUUUCAGUUGCUUCCCAGGGAAACCAGAGAGGAGGGAAGUGAGAGGACUAAGUCGGCACAGCGCCACGCGGGGUCACAAGUUCCGAGCUGCCCAUUUACUGCGGGACUUCCCGUGCGCCAGGAAAACGGCCCGGGAAGAAGCCGGCCCCUGGAAGUUCAGAGAAGCGCUGUUGAGCCGGCACAGUGCGGAAUCGUCUCGGCCCCGCCCCUGCGCACGCGCACCGGGAGCGCGCUGGCGUCAGUGCGCGUGGUGCGAACGGCGACUCCUCCGAGGCCGUGGCGCCGCCGGGGCGUUCCAGCCGGGUUUCCAUGGCGACUGGACGCGGCCGGCUCGUUCAGCAUCACUGCCGCGGCCUCCGGGAGCUGCGUUGGCCGCUCGGCGGCGGCGGCGCAGCCCCGGGGAGGGCCGGGUUCAGAAAGGAUCCAAGUCUCAAAGGUGCUGCAGGCAGAAAUGCUCUGCAGCAAUAUGCCAGGUGGGAAAAGGACUGUGAGAAACCCCCCACUAACUGUUCUGUGUCUCUGGAUAGGAUGCCUCCGGAAAUCCUGCUGAAGAUCUUUGCCUACUUGGAUGCUGCGACUCUGCUUUGUACUGGAUGUGUGAACAGGCGCUUUUAUCAUCUGGCCAAUGACAAUUUUAUUUGGAUCAGAAUCUACUCCACUGCCUUUUCGCCUAAAAGAUUUAAUUGGGAAGCUCAUUCAGUAGAGAAGACAGCUGUGUCUGUGAGCGUACUGUCAGUUGAGGAUAAAGAAGCUGGAUACUGGAAGAAAGAAUAUAUUACAAAACAAACAGUAUCUGUAAAAGCAGCGCUAGCUGAGGUUCUCAGACCUGUCAACCCUUACACGGGCCUCCCAGCUAAAACCAAGGAGGCACUCAGAAUAUCAGGUUUAGGUUGGGUAAUUAUACUGAAGGAGAAGAGUGGAAAAGAGCACAUCCUGAAGCACGUUGAUCUUUCCAUCAACAACGCGUCAGCUGCAGCCGUGUGGUAUGGCAAACACUGGCCACGACUGGCCGCUCUGUCAGGUCUAGAUCUGUGCGGGGCGAUGCCAGUUUUUAUGCACUGGCCUAAAACCCCCUCCAAAAAUGGACCUCGAUGGCAUUCAUUAAUUGCAAAGUACAAUCUGAGUGAUCUAACUGGAUCCACCAUGAUUGGCUGUGAUGGGCUCAUUCGGAUCUUCUGCCUCAACCCAGGCCUGCUGGUGGGGCUUUGGAAGAGGGAGGAAGAACUGGCUUUUGUUACGGCAAAUCUUCAUUUCCAUCACCUUGUGGAGAGGAGCACAUUAGGCUCGGCCACUGUCCCUUAUGAGCCACCUCCUCAUAGCCCUCUUUUGGAUGACACCCCAGAAUAUGGACUGCAUGACUACCAACUCCAUGUUGAUAUGCACAGCAGUGGAAUUUCCUACCUGAGUGGCACAUUUCGCAGUCUCUGUACCAAGAAAGAGUUGUUCUAUCCUGGACGUAACUCUCUUGGAUGCAUAUGGGAAGCCCUUUUGGUGUUUCAGCUCCCCGGUUUGCAUGAGGUCUCCCAGGUCCUCUGACAGCCCUAAUUUCCUGGGACAGACAUUCAAUGUCAACUACAUGGACGCAGAAGGAAAAGUGUGUAUGGAGCUGGUGUGGAUCGAAGAGACCGAAGAAUACUUCAUUGUCAGCCUGGUUCUUUACCUGAGUGUAGCAAAAGUAAACCAUUGGUUUGGGACAAAGUACUAAA